Lecanosticta acicola is the source of this 639-nucleotide messenger RNA. The record is from the annotation of a GenBank genome assembly. NCBI's taxonomy places the organism in Eukaryota, Fungi, Ascomycota, Dothideomycetes, Mycosphaerellales, Mycosphaerellaceae.
AUGUUCGAUAUCGCUCUUCGCCCGGUUAAGGACCGCGUCUUCGACCCUCUCUGCGCCGCGAUCCCGCCGGCUGUGGCGCCUCUGCACCUGACAAUUGCGGCUUUCAUCUGCGGCGUAGCGUCCUGCGUUUCUGCAGCUUUCGGUUCAUCUUUUUGGGCACUGGCUCUCUGGGUUCUAAAUCGUGCUCUGGAUUGCCUGGAUGGAGCCGUCGCUCGUCAGAGAGACCAGUCAAGCGAUCUCGGCGGCUUUCUCGACCUCUUGGGGGACUUUGUCGUGUACUCUGGAAUACCGAUAUCUUGUGCCUUGGGUUUGCCAAAUGGCGGCAAAUUGUUAUGGAUAUCUGUCGCAGUUGUAGAGGCAACAUUCCAUGUGAACAAUUUUGUUCUGUUCUAUGUCGCCGCUGUGGCAGAGAAGAGGAAGGCGGCGCAGACCAAAGAGAAGCAGAAGCAGCAGAGGACGGAGGAAUUGACCAGCGUGAUGAUGCGACCUGCCCUGAUCGAGGGUGCAGAGAGUGGCGUGGUCUUCACCUUGAUGCUGGCGUGGCCCAGCGCGACGCAGGUGCUUUGUUGGGCCCUGGCUGUGGGUGUGGCUAUUGGAACGAUACAACGAGUGACCUGGGUGGUGCAAGCGUUGUCCUAA